ACUGGUGUAUCCUUGGCAUUCGUUGCUUGCUUUAUCUUUUUGAUGGGUUGCAAUGGAUUCUCCCCAUCAUCCUCUCUCCCUCUCUCUAUAACAUAAAGCAGUUUAUACGUACAGAAACCAUGGAGGGUCUUGUCCAAACCCUCGUAACGCCUCCAAAUCACCACCCACGACAAUCCUAUUGCUCAACAACGACAACAACUACAAGAGUCAUAGCAUCAGCUACACCACGAAAACUACUACUCUCUCCCUACACCUUCACUCUCUCUCUUCAUCAUCAUCCUCUUUCUUCUUCACAUUCGGCCUUCGGUUUUUCCACCACUUUUUAUCCCCCUUCUCGUUUCGCCUCAACUUUUGACUCAGUUUUACUUGCAACACCGGAGAGUCAAUUGAGUGUAGGAGUCAGCACUGAAUCAAGCGAGUGGGCACUGCAAGAUUUUUAUACCUUGAGAAGGGAUGUCGAAACUACCUCAGGCCGUGUUGAGGAGAUUACGGCCUCUGCUGGCAUGAAGCAAUUAGAAGAAGAUGUUGCAGCUUUGGAAAUGAAUGCUUCGGACAGCACUUUCUGGGAUGAUCGUGCUAAAGCUCAGCAAACCCUUCUGGCCUUGACUGAUGUCAAAGACAAAAUAAGGCUUCUAACUGAGUUCAAAACCCAGGUUGAAGAUGCCGAAACAAUUGUUAAGCUUACUGAGGAGAUGGAUUCUAUUGAUUCUGGGCUUCUUGAAGAGGCUGUCAAUAUUAUUAAAGAACUAAACAAGGCAUUGGAUCGGUUUGAAUUGACUCAGCUACUUUCUGGUCCCUAUGACAAAGAAGGUGCUGUUAUUUCAAUCACGGCCGGUGCUGGGGGUACUGAUGCACAGGAUUGGGCUGACAUGCUUCUCAGGAUGUAUGUGAGAUGGGGAGAGAAACAAAGAUACAAAACAAGAGUGGUUGAAAAGUCCUUGGGAGAAGAAGCUGGGAUUAAGUCAGCCACAAUUGAAAUUGAAGGUCGUUAUGCCUAUGGGUAUUUGUCGGGGGAAAAGGGUACACAUCGCAUUGUACGACAGUCUCCUUUCAAUUCUAAGGGCCUUCGCCAGACGAGCUUUUCUGGUGUUGAAUGCAUACCUCUUCUUCCUGAAGAGUCGCUGGAUGUUGAAAUGCCUGAGGAAGACCUAGAAUUCAGUUUUUCAAGGGCAGGUGGGAAAGGAGGUCAGAAUGUGAAUAAGGUUGAAACUGCUGUCCGGAUUACCCAUAUCCCCACUGGCAUCACUGUUCGCUGCACAGAAGAGAGGUCCCAACUGGCAAACAAGAUCAAGGCCUUGAGCCGGUUGAAAGCUAAACUGAUGGUCAUCGCGGUGGAGCAACGAGCAUCUGAAAUCAAGCAAAUUAGAGGAGAUGUCGUGAAGGCCGAGUGGGGCCAGCAAAUACGAAACUACGUAUUCCAUCCAUACAAGCUUGUGAAAGACGUAAGAACAGCGUACGAGACCUCGGACAUCACUUCUGUUAUGGAUGGUGAAUUGGAUCCCUUCAUUAAAGCCUACCUCAAAUACAAAUACAGUGCAUCCAUGUCCUCUAGUGGAUUAGAAUAACAAUUAAUCCAGAUUUUCACUUUCAGGGUUGCACAUUUAUAUCAGCUCUUUGAUUUUUUUGGUCUUUUUUGUUUAAUAAAUUAUUUUGUUGAUCAUUUUUAGGCUUCUAAACUUGCUCAGUUGUUAGGCUUCUAAUCUCCUGACUCAUGACUGUCAAUGGUAAUGGUAGCACUUAUGAAACUUACAUGAUGAACUGUUUUAUAAGUAGUGAUCAUUAGUAAUACAAAGCCAAUUAAUGAAU
Molecule: messenger RNA, 1806 nt
Organism: Cornus florida
Lineage: Eukaryota; Viridiplantae; Streptophyta; Magnoliopsida; Cornales; Cornaceae
Product: peptide chain release factor PrfB1, chloroplastic
Exons: 7
Coding region: 120-1565 (481 amino acids)
Biological process (GO): translational termination
Cellular component (GO): cytoplasm
Molecular function (GO): translation release factor activity, codon specific
Source: RefSeq, a predicted model, not a curated record